CGCACGGAGAGGGGGAGAGGGGGAGACGUCGACAGAGCCAGAGAGGAAGCGCACGGAGCUCCGCCGCCGGACGUGGGCUGCUGGCCGCCUAGGCCCUGGCUGCCUCCCUCUGUCCGCCUCCUCCCAGCCUUGCCUCCCCCGCUGCUGGCCGGCUGCCCAGCGCCCGCUGCCCCGUCCCGCCGCCUGCUAGUGCUAGGUCAGGAACUCGUCCCAGCUCGUCUCGUCAGGCGUCAGCAGACGCUGGGCUGGGCGUCAGGAACUCGCCGUCCGCCUCUGCCCCGACCGGCGACCGUCUCUUUACCCCGACAGGCGACCGUCUGCCUCUGCCCCCAAAUACUGAAAUCCCCAAGCGGAAUCGGCUGCACACGUUGUCUGGCACGGCAAGAUAAUAUCUCACAGUUCACAAAUCCCAAAGGAAACCGGCAGGUGCUAUGGCUAUGGCUGCAGUGGAGGCGCGGCUCCGGCAGGAGAAGGUGAAGAAGUUCGAGGAUUUUGUCGACCGCCGACUCAAGCCCGACCUCUUAAAUGCCAUUGCCCAGCGUGAUACCUUGUUCCAUCAGCAGAAGACUUUCUUGGAUUUGAAGAUGAACAUUGAGAAUUUGGAAAAGAAUGGUGUAACCAGCAUGCGCUCCAUGGUCAAUCUUGGAUCAGAGGUGUACAUGCAGGCAGAAGUGCCAGAUACGAGGCACAUUUUUGUGGAUAUUGGUCUAGGUUUUCAUGUGGAAUUUACUUGGCAAGAAGCAUUGCAGUUUAUAUCUGUGAGAGAGGCAAGGUUGGCCAGACAAAUAGAUGAGUACACACACCUCAUCGCGAGCAUAAAAGCACAGAUCAAGUUGGUAUGUGAAGGUAUCCGUGAACUCCUCCAGCUACCACCUGAGUGAGAGCCAAAGAGUUACGCACCAAGCCGGCAGUGCCCUAGCUCUUACAUACCAGUAGUUUUUUUUUUCCUGUUCUUGCGAUGAUUAAUCAGACAAUUGGCAAAUGAGAACAGUUCGAUAGUUGGACUCGUUCGAUGUGGUAGUCCUGUUUAAAAUUUAAAUGAGGAGAACCUUGUAGCAAAUUAACAAGACAGAAAUGAUUACAUUAUAGUCCAGUCCUUGUUUGGUGAUAUGCAAUUAUGAAACACGGGAUUGGUCACUGUUUCAA
Molecule: messenger RNA, 1146 nt
Organism: Brachypodium distachyon (stiff brome)
Lineage: Eukaryota; Viridiplantae; Streptophyta; Magnoliopsida; Poales; Poaceae
Product: protein UXT homolog
Exons: 6
Coding region: 432-881 (149 amino acids)
Biological process (GO): positive regulation of transcription by RNA polymerase II
Cellular component (GO): mediator complex; chromatin
Molecular function (GO): transcription coregulator activity
Source: RefSeq, a predicted model, not a curated record